Molecule: messenger RNA, 3324 nt
Organism: Amphibalanus amphitrite
Lineage: Eukaryota; Metazoa; Arthropoda; Thecostraca; Balanomorpha; Balanidae
Exons: 9
Coding region: 35-1906 (623 amino acids)
Biological process (GO): proton transmembrane transport
Cellular component (GO): membrane
Molecular function (GO): sodium:proton antiporter activity
Source: RefSeq, a predicted model, not a curated record
UUACCUACUGACCUGGUUCGCCAACCGUAACCGAAUGAACCGUAUCGGUCGCAAGGAGCAGUUCAUCAUGGCGUAUGGCGGCCUGCGCGGCGCCGUCGGCUUCUCCCUGGUCGUGAUGCUUGGGGAUGUAAUCGACAAGGAGACGGCACAGGUGUUCGUCACAUGCACACUGUUCAUUGUGCUGUUCACCGUCUUCGUUCAGGGCUCGACAGUGAAGGUGUUGGUAAACUUCUUCCGAAUCAAGCUGGAUGACGAUGAGGAGAAGACACUGGUGGAGGAGAUUGUGACGUCAUCGCUCGAUCACAUCUCCGAGGGAGUGGAGGAAAUUGUCGGCUACGGAGGCCUCAACCGGCUGAAAGAGCGGCUGGAGACUCUGGACGAGAAGUACCUGACGCCGUGGCUGGUGCACACCCCACCCAUGUCCAACCUGGCGCGUCUGUACGACAAACUGGUACUCGACGAGCAUUACGCCAACCUGUAUGGGCCGGCGGCCGUCCUGGAGACGCAGAAGGACUUCGAUACCGGCUCCAUUACGUCGUCACUGCCCUCGUACCCCGCCUACAAGGACAAGGACCGCAAGAGCUCGCUGGCAGCCGACGACGGCCACCUGGAUCUGGAGCCGGGCUGGAUGCGGCGCAAGUCGAUCCUAAACUCGCCGAACGGCGACAUCAAGCGCCGCCUCUCCUCGGCCGUCAACCUGCCGCUGCCAGAGGACGAGCUGGCGUGGCUGCGCCGGAUCUCCGCGACCACUCCGGAGCUGCCGAUGACGCGACCCUCGCUGAGCGACGCGCGUCGUCCGUCCAUCAUGGGCGACGGUCGGCGUCCGUCUCUGAUCCCUCCCGACGGACUGGGCCUCAGCAUGGGUCGACGCUCGUCCACCCUGCCUGCCGACGGCAGGACGGGCUCGCUGCAGCCGCCGCCGCUACCCGGAACCGGCGGCAGGCGCACCUCCAUCGUCAACGACCUCAAACAGGGCUUCGCGCGCCGGCUCUCCGUGUUCGGAGCCACCGUCCACGAUCAGAAAGACCCACAGGACGAGGAGAGCGGAGGUCGCCGCGACUCGGUCUUCCUCCGCUCACCGUCUCCGCAGACGGACACACAGCUGCUGCGACACGCCAUCCGCGAGAACCCCUUCAACAAGCUGCACUUCCGCUACAACCCGAACCUGGUGGACGAAGAGGACCAGGAGGUGGAGACGCACCUGCGGCGGCGCCGACUCAACGCGCGUCGCAUGUCGCAGAUGGUGUUCCUGCCGCCGACGGCGCAGACCAUGCUGGCCGGGCUGGCCGAGCAGGGCGAGAGUUCGGUGCCCGGCUCCGAGUCGCUGUCGCGCGCCAGCAACCACCGGCAGUCGCUGCGCAUCCGGCGCUCCCUGCGCGAGACGCCGCCGCUACGCAGCCGCAGCAACUCCCUGCAGCCGACGUCACUUCAGCACGGCAACAUUCCGUUUGUGUUCGGCCCCAAGAUUACAAAGGCGCGCGGCACCGCCACGCCAGAGAGUGGCUCCACGGCCUCCCCGGAGCCGACGCGGCCCGUCGCCGGGGCCGGCGGCGGCCACGUGAACCCCACCUUCGUCAUCACGGAGGAGUCGGACUUUGAGUCGGAGCCGGCCGGCCGGCAGUCGGGCACGGCGACGCCGCCGAGCCCGAGCCCUCCCGAGUCGGAGGGCUCCACGGCUCGCCGCUCCUCCCAGGAGUCCUGCAGCUCGCAGGCGACUCUGCCGGCCGCCACGGCGGAGGAUGAGCCUCCGAGCCGGGGCGGCCGGACUGGAGCCGGGCAGCGCGGGCCGCCGCCGGAGCCGGCCCUGCCGCUGGUCACCCUGCCGACCAUAGCCGUCACCGACGAUAUCGACGACACCCCGACGACGCCGACCGACGACAGCGGCGUCACCAUCAGCAGACUCUGAGCGGGCAGCAACAGCAACAGCCCACAGCCCCUGAGGUGACUCAUCAGCAGACUGUGGGGGCACCAUCAGCAGACCGAGGUGACCCAUCAGCAGACCGAGGUGACCCAUCAGCAGACCGAGGUGACUCAUCAGCAGACUCUGAGAGGACGCCAUCGUCCAGAAGUAAACUCUGAGAUCAGUAAACGCAGCAGCAGCCCUUCACGGUCGGAGUGACACCAUUGCAGCAAGCUUUGAACGGUGGAAAUAACAAAAUAAGUGACUUCCAAGCCCGUAUAACAAUGAAAGGAACUUGGCGUCACACCCGCUGAAUGCUGGUUGUAGCCAAAGCGGGGUCACACGACAAACACACCUAAACCCGUAUCGAAGCUUCCUCCCCGUUUGGCAGCGACAACUUCUAUAUUGGGAACGGAACAAUGAAAUCGGCAGGCAGAGCCUCAACAAAAGAUCACCGACUCGUGAUCGCAGGCUAUUAGAUAAUUUUAUGUAGAACGUUUUAUUCGUUGACAUUUUCCGUCGAUCUGUUUUCCUUUCAAUGUGUGACCGCUGACCAAGAAGUUCUGUGACCAAAACAUCGACUGUACCCUCGUGGCAUAGUAGAUACACUUCGGUAAUUUUGUAUGCGUGUUAUUGUUCUGCUGUGUAAUGUAGGUAUCCAUGCGUGCGACAAGCCAUGAAAGGACGGAUGCAGUUUUGUUCCAGUUAAUCAUGGACACGUUUAUGACAUAUGCAAGAUGCAACGAUUGAAUGAAUUAUGAACCAUGUCAAUCGGUCUUCGAAUUGCCUUUCCCUGAACAUGACUUGUUGUCAUUGCAUGACUUGAUCAUUCCGGACCCGUAUUACCUACAUGAUUGCAAUAGAUGCGCUGUUUAUUGCUAUUUUGUGGUUCGGAAGUGCUCUUCCUCGUGAUCGAUCGUCGAUAGCAGGAGCCGUGUUGUCCAGUGUGUGUCGAAGUUGAUAUCAGUCCAUGAGGCAGUUCGCAACUCAUUUAGAAGAUUUAUGAAACACGUGUCAACGACGUAUCAUGGGCGGACGUUCAGCGCCGAAGUGCCUGCAGGGAAACUUUAUUUCCUCUUAUGAUUCCGUGUUGCAGUCGUUCUGAUGGCAGUGCCUGGUUAUAGUGCAAGUAACGGCAAUGGUGUUAUCAUAGCUCGGUGACAGAGUUGUUAAGUGACGAAUGUCUCCGACUUAACGAGUAACGAGUGCUAAGUAUGAGUUUGAUGUCUUGAAGUGGCAGGCGACGUUUCCCCGAGGUGCUCCCUGGUAUGCAAUAUAAAUAGAUGAUUUUAUAGCGUGAGAGCGUGCCAUAUGACACGCUUCAUAAGUAGUGAAUCCGUCUCCGAUGAAGUGUCAUCAGGUGCCUUCAACUAAGACUGUUGUUUGUUACAGUUUUAAAGAUAUAAAUAUAAGGAAUUUAAGAA